Prorocentrum cordatum is the source of this 668-nucleotide messenger RNA. Lineage: Eukaryota; Dinophyceae; Prorocentrales; Prorocentraceae. The record is from the annotation of a GenBank genome assembly.
GGAUGCUCCUCGAUGGUCCUCGCCGAAGGAAACAUGCACACGUCCGAGCGAUGCCAAGCGCGAGGGCGAGGUGACCUCACGCGGCGGUUUGCGCCGGCCGCCGUGGCGGCACGCGCCGUGGAGGGGAGGGCACCUGCGCGCGACGGGAGGCGAGCGGCUGGCUUGCAGGUGUCAGCGCCCGUCGACCGCCCUCUUCAGCAAGCCGGGACGCUUCGCCACUGCCCGACCCUCGCAGCCAGCGGGCCUGCGGGGCAGCAGGCCCUGGGCCCUUCGAGCGGGUGGUGACCCAAACGGGGGGGAGGGAGGAGGAGGAGGAGGAGGAGGAGGAGGAGGAGGAGGAGGAGGAGGAGAGAAUGAGAGAGGAGGAGACGUUGAUGCUCCAGGGCUGGGACGUGCGUCGGCUGUCGCGCCGAAGCGCGGUGGGCAAGGCGACGUGACACGUUCAGUAAACUUGCCUCGGUAUGAUGAUCUGGAAGAGCCCCCGGAAGAGCCCCUGGGGAAGCGAAAACCAGGGAGACAGCUGAGGACCCCUUCGCCUCAGGAGCCCUUCCCUUCGUAGAGACUUGGGCCAAAAACACCUCCGACAGUACUUGGUAGGACGGCGGCUCACAUCCGGAACAUCGGCAUCACGGUGUCGUAGAGGAGGCCACACGAGCCGCAGACCCACA